UCCAGAGACAAUCUCUGCCUGUUCAUGAAAGGAUUGGAUGCAAGAAUCCAAAGCGUUGAUACCAAAAUUAUACCAGCCAAAGGGGGUAAAAGUGAAAAACAUGAAGGACAUAAUAAUGGCUAAACUUCCUCUGAGUGCCAACUAAGAUACAGCUACAAGGCAAGAUUUGGAUGAACCGAAACCUCCUAAGAGAAAAUAAAUACAAGUCUAAAAUCCCCCUUUUUUUCAGCCCUCACAAGACGACCCUUAUUUAUAAUUGCUACUCUUCUAAUUACAAGUAUUGCAUCUUGAGAUGUAAAGACAAAUAAGAAAUUAAAAUAUAUAAAUUAAGGUAUAAACUGAAAUAAAACUUUAGCUACGGCUUCAUUUUGUUCUGUUGUUGUAAUCUUUGCCUUUCAUCUCUAGCUCUAGAGAUCCAUCUUUUAAAAAAUCCACAACACAUUCAUUAAAUUCACCAGUUAGAAUGCAAUUUUGAUCCCACCACAUUUUUUAUUAGUCUAACUCGUAUUAUCUUGAAGGCCUCUUUCUGUAGUAUAUAGCGAAAGUGAAAUCCAGCAGUGGCGCGAGGCGCGCAGGAAUACUUUUCUUACCAGAGCUAACAUUGAGAAGAAGCUGAAGUCAGAAAGUGCAAACAAGGAAGAGAUGGAUUCACUUGCUAAAAUACGCCGGCAGCAACUAAAGGAAGUUCUAGCAAAACAGGCAGAACUUGGAGUUAAAGUUGCAUUUAUACCUUCAAUAUACCUCACUAAACCUGAAGAUCAAAGCUCCAAAAUUGCCAAUCCUGACGAAGCUUUAAAUACAAAUAUUGAAACUCCAUGCAAACAUUUUGCGAAUAAGAAGAGAGGCUGGUUAUCACUCAAUAAGCGAAAUGCCAAAAGGCUAAAGCUCAAGAAUGUGACACCCCUGCUCACUAAACCUGAAGAUCAAAGCUCCAAAAUUGCGAAUCCUGAUGAAGCUUUAAAUACAAAUAUUGAAACUCCAUGCAAACAUUUCACGAAUAAGAAGAGAAGUCGGUUACGACUCAAUAAGCGGAAUUCCAAAAGGCUAAAGCUCGAGAAUGUGACACCCCUGCUCGCUAAACCUGAAGAUCAAAGCUCCAAAAUUGCGAAUCCUGACGAAGCUUUAAAUACAAAUAUUGAAACUCCAUGCAAACAUUUCACGAAUAAGAAGAGAAGUCGGUUACGACUCAAUAAGCGGAAUUCCAAAAGGCUAAAGCUCGAGAAUGUGACACCCCUGCUCGCUAAACCUGAAGAUCAAAGCUCCAAAAUUGCGAAUCCUGACGAAGCUUUAAAUACAAAUAUUGAAACUCCAUGCAAACAUUUUACGAAUAAGAAGAGAAGCCGGUUCCGAUGCAAUAAGCGAAAUGCCAAAAGGCUAAGGGCCUGUUUGGUUCCGAUUUUUUGGGUGCGGCGCUUGGGGUGCGGCGCGGCCUUCUGCCGCGAAAUUUCUGCCGCGACACUGUUUGGAAGACGGUUUCGCGGAAACGUACCGCGAAGCUUGGGAGAAAGCGGGCCGCGGGAUAAAUUGCGCUGCCCCGCUGCGCUGCCCCGCUUUAUUGAGCGGCUUUUACCUCGUCGCCCCUCACUCCUGGCGAUUGAUCCUCUACUAUCCCAGAACUCCCAUGGUGUCGACGUUCGCCCAUAUUUUGCGAAGCAGGGAGGUCUCUCCCUUCUAUGCUCUUCUCAUCUCCAUUCCAUCUCCCACGGCUCUCUCUUCCAUGAGAAGAGCUGA
This is a messenger RNA of Phalaenopsis equestris, 1731 nucleotides long. RefSeq lists its product as uncharacterized. NCBI's taxonomy places the organism in Eukaryota, Viridiplantae, Streptophyta, Magnoliopsida, Asparagales, Orchidaceae. The transcript is spliced from 3 exons. The coding region runs from base 643 to 1731 and encodes 362 amino acids. The record is from RefSeq and is a predicted model, not a curated record.